AUGGAAGACUCAGGAUUCAGUGGUGUCGUUCGGCUAUCGAAUGUUUCCGAUUUUAUUGCUCCGAAUUUGGACUGUAUAAUUCCAUUGGAAACUCGAACAGUUGAGAAGAAAAUCGAAGAAUCAAAAGUGGCGAUUCGCGCGAAAAAGACAGCCGUCGAGAAUAAGCCGAAAGAAGACAAAAAAUCGAUAAAAAUCUCGUUGGCCGACUGUUUGGCGUGUAAUGGAUGUAUCACAAGUGCUGAAACUGUUCUAGUCGAGGAACAGUCAUUCGGACGACUUCUCGAAGGAAUUCGCAAUUCGAAAAUGGCCGUAGUGACGAUUAGUCCACAGGCGAUCACUUCGAUGGCUGUUAAAUUGAAAAAAUCUCCCCAAAUCAUCGCGAAACAAAUCUCUGCGUUCUUCCAUCGUCACGGAGUGAAAUACGUAUUGGACUCAUCGUUGGGCCGUCGAUUCGCCCACUCCCUGGCAUUCGAAGAACUCGUUUCGACUCCUUCGACGUCCCGCCCACUUCUCUCGUCAGCAUGUCCUGGAUUCGUGUGUUAUGCGGAGAAGAGUCAUGGAGAACUUUUGAUUCCGAAGAUUAGCAAGAUACGGUCACCUCAGGCGAUCAGUGGCGCCAUUGUUAAGGGAUACCUCGCAAAACGAGAGAAUCUCAGUCCAUGUGACGUGUUCCACGCGGCCGUCAUGCCGUGUUUCGACAAGAAAUUGGAGGCGUCGAGAGAGCAGUUGAAAGUGAGAGACACAGAGAUUCGAGAGACUGAUUGUGUUGUGAGUACCGCCGAAUUGUUGGAAGAGAUUCAGAAGAUGGAGGAAGAUUCUGAAGACGUUGAGAAGAGAGGAGAAGAAGAAGAGGAAUGGAUGAAUGCAUUGGGGAGAGGUAUCAUAAUUGGAGAGGACGGCGGAGCAUCCGGUGGGUAUGCGGAUCGAAUCGUUCACGAUUUUGUCGAGAAAAAUGGAGGAAUUGUGAAGACGACCAAGUUAAACAAGAACAUGUACUCGACGACGGUCGAGUCUCCAGAAUCCGGUGACGUCAUUCUCCGUGUCGCGAAAGUGUACGGAUUCCGAAAUGUGCAGAAUCUCGUGAGAAAGAUGAAAACAAAGAAGGAGAAGACUGAUUACGUGGAAGUGAUGGCUUGUCCCGGUGGAUGUGCGAACGGAGGUGGCCAAAUUAGAUAUGAGACGAUGGCGGAGCGAGAGGAGAAGUUGAUUGACGUGGAGAGAGAAUAUGACGAUUUGCCACGUGGAAUUGGCAUGAAUUGGGUGGAAAAAGUGAAAACGGAGUGGGAGGGACUCGAUGGAAACUAUCGGAAUCUGCUGUUCACUAAUUAUAAACCGGUGGAGACGAAUGUCGGGCAGACACUCAAGUGGUGA
Molecule: messenger RNA, 1371 nt
Organism: Caenorhabditis remanei
Lineage: Eukaryota; Metazoa; Nematoda; Chromadorea; Rhabditida; Rhabditidae
Exons: 6
Coding region: 1-1371 (456 amino acids)
Biological process (GO): iron-sulfur cluster assembly
Cellular component (GO): cytosolic [4Fe-4S] assembly targeting complex
Molecular function (GO): 4 iron, 4 sulfur cluster binding
Source: RefSeq, a predicted model, not a curated record